Messenger RNA from Contarinia nasturtii (swede midge), 2018 nucleotides. RefSeq names its product potential E3 ubiquitin-protein ligase ariadne-1-like. Gene Ontology annotation, molecular function: ubiquitin conjugating enzyme binding; ubiquitin protein ligase activity; zinc ion binding. Gene Ontology annotation, biological process: ubiquitin-dependent protein catabolic process; protein polyubiquitination; positive regulation of proteasomal ubiquitin-dependent protein catabolic process. Gene Ontology annotation, cellular component: cytoplasm; ubiquitin ligase complex. The transcript is spliced from 9 exons. The record is from RefSeq and is a predicted model, not a curated record. Lineage: Eukaryota; Metazoa; Arthropoda; Insecta; Diptera; Cecidomyiidae. Bases 396 to 1826 code for a protein of 476 amino acids.
AUUUUGCUGAUGAACAUAUAAAAUCAAAGCAAAAACACUUGUUGCAUUUUGGUCGGUGGUGUGUUUAUUUUGCACAAAUCAUUAUUGUAUUGGUAUUGCAGCGGCAACACCAUUCGUGGAAAUAAAGAGAAUCCUAUUGACAGGCGGCCCGCUUUAUUUUUGUGCAUUGCAAUAACAUCAGAGAAUAAGUGACUGUCAUUGGUUGUAGUUUUGAAUUUCAAAACGCAGCAAAUUCUAGCGGUGCACAUCACAAUACACUCUUAGACAGUGCAAAGACUGGAACUGAGUAGAAAAAAAAACUUUUGUAAAAACCACCAGAGACAAUUUUACAUACGACUUGCUCCGCGUCCUUUUGGAAAUAAUUUCACAACAGCCAGCAAAAAGGAAUCGCCAACAUGAACGAAGAGGAAGAGUUUGACGAUGAUUUCAGCGAACAUUUGAUGUUUCCAGAAUCACCGGAAGAAGUAGCGACAACAGAAGAAAACGCAUUUGAAAUAGUAACUAUGGAACAAAUCCUUCAAGAUGUAUACGAAGGCGUAGAAGAUCUUAGAAUGAUUUUGAAUCUGCCAAGUUUGGUGUCUGCUCGAAUGUUAUUGAGCCACUACAAAUGGAACAAACAACAGCUCAUUGAUGAAUAUUACGAUAUCGGUGCGGAUGCAGUUUUUCAACUAGUUAAGUUAAAAAAUCCAUUCAACAUCAUUCCAAUCGUAGGUGAGCCAAAUGGCACACAAGAAGAUUGUCAAAUUUGCUACGUCGAAACAGAGCCCGACGAACUUUACAAUUUGGCUUGUCGUCAUAAGUACUGCAAAACAUGCUGGAAUGCUUACCUUACAGAAAAGAUAGCCAAUGAAGGUUUAAAUGAAGCAAUCGUCUGCCCAGAACCAACAUGCGGUGCGCUGGUUGACGAUGAAGAUGUUUUCCAAUUGGUCGUAAAAGCGGACGUAAUUCAAAAGUAUCAUCGAUCCAUUACAAAUUCAUACGUUUUGAAUAAUGAGACACUUGCUUGGUGUCCAUAUCCUGGCUGCGAAUAUGCAGCGAAAAAAUUACAGACGGUUAAAACAUUUUGUUCUUGCUUGUGUGGAUUUGAUUUUUGCGUUGAAUGCCUUGAUACCUGGCACAAACCCGUCACUUGCAUUCAACUCAAACAAUUUAAAAGUGGCAACGACGCAGAAAUGUACAGAUGGAUCCAACACAAUACCAAAGUUGUCAAAUUUUGUCCAAAUAAGAAAUGCGGCGUCAUCAUUGAAAAGAAUGGUGGCUGCAAUCACAUGACAUGCCGUAGCUGUGCCUGGGAAUUUUGUUGGAUAUGUUCAGGAAUGUGGAAAGGACAUACAGCCUGUAAUCGUUUUGACGAUACUGGCAUUACUGGUAAUCUUAUAAUGGCCAGAUACAAACAUUUCAACGAUCGGUUCAUAACCCAGCUGGAAUCUUUAAGAAUCGAAGCCAAAAUCUAUAAGGAUAUGGAUGCCAAAAUAGCCUAUUUGCGAGAAAGAUGUAAUAUGACCAAUAAUGAAUUGAAAUUUUACCGUGAUGCGGUGGUAAUUAUACGCAUUGCCCGCCGUGUGUUGACCUAUACAUUCGUGUUCGCAUACUUUUUGGUCAACAACAAUCACGUGGAAAUAUUCAUAGACAAUCAAACCGACUUGGAAAAUGCCGUUGAACGUCUUUCGGAAUAUUUGGAAGAAGAUUUGCAUACAGGAACAAUCGAUGAGUUCAAGCAAUACAUUAUAGAAACCGGCAAAUAUUGCGAACAACGAUGCCAAGUGCUUAUGGAUCAUAUUCGUGAAGCGGAAGAAAAACAUUUGUGGGAAGUUAACGAACAAUAGAAAGUUUUAAUCAAAUGUUAUUUUUUACGAUAUAUUCUAUUCUCAACAUUCUAUCUGUUUAAAGUACAGUUUUUAUACAAUCCAUUUUUUUUAAAUAUUACGAUGUAAGACAACCAUGUGAUGAAAUUUAUGUGCUCAUUUCGUGGACACAUCGAGCAAUAAACAAUUAAAUAAAGUUAUUUUGGCGCAGAA